AUGUGUGCCAACCGUUCCAAGCCCAGAGUCGAACCGACCGCGAGAGCAGCAAGCGUCGACGUGUCAAGAAGCCCAAGAAGGUCGCAGCGCCGACCGACAAGCCCAAAGCAUCCAACAACAAUAAGGAGGUGGAGAAGAACCCCCCCAGUAGUGAUCGACCUCACGGCCGAAGACCAGGAGCAAGACAAGGAGAACCGCCGCCAAGUUGAAGUUGACACCCCCAGUAGUGAUAAUCCGCCGGCCAUGGACUUCCCCGCGCACCUCCAGUCUGACGACUACUUUGAGGUGCUGAACCUGCCGAGCUCGGCGUCGGAGGCGGACGUCAAGCGCGCCUACAGGAGGCUGGCGGUGCAGUGGCACCCGGACAAGAACCGCUCGAGCCCGCAGGCCGAGGAGUUCUUCAAGAAGAUCAGCGAGGCGUACGAAGUUUUGAGCGACCCGGAGAAGAGGAAGCUCUACGAGAAGUACGGGAAGGACGGGCUGAAUGGUGGCGGGGGUUCUGCUACCCCUCACUCGAGGGACGGGGAGGACCACUUCGCGUUUGGUGGCGGCUUCUCGACGCAGCACGCGCGCGACAUUUUCGACGCAUUUUUUGGCGGCCAGGACCCAUUUGAAGCGUUCUUAGGGGGCGGACGACAGCGUCGCGGGUCGAGUCAGAGACGCGGGAGGUUUGGAGACGACCCCUUUGAGGCCAUGGGCUUUGGCGGAAUGGGGAUGGGGAUGGGAAUGGGGCGUGGCUUUGGCAGUUUGGGAGGCGUGUCCAUGAUGGACUCGUUCUUUAGCGAAGGUUUCGGCGGGAUGGAGGGAGCAGCAGGGAGUGGUUUCUUCUCGACGAGUACGAGCUCGUCGUCGUCGACGUUUACGGAUCGCAAUGGGCAUGUGGUCACGCGGAAGACGACCACCACCACGGGAGCUGACGGUCGUACGGAGACCGUUACGGAGGAGUACCGCAAUGGCAAGUUGGUGAACUCCACGUCGUCGACUGGCAGUCGGCUCGCGGAUGCGGGGAGGAUGCAGUUGGAGGGAGGAAGUGCAAGCAAGGCAAGCCAGAGCAACACUAACAGCCGCAGUUUCCAGCGUCGCGCGUCCAGCAACUCGCGCCCGAAGUAG
This is a messenger RNA of Phytophthora sojae, 1110 nucleotides long. RefSeq lists its product as hypothetical. The record is from RefSeq and is a predicted model, not a curated record. The transcript has a single exon. The coding region runs from base 1 to 1110 and encodes 369 amino acids. Gene Ontology annotation, molecular function: protein folding chaperone; protein-folding chaperone binding. Lineage: Eukaryota; Oomycota; Peronosporomycetes; Peronosporales; Peronosporaceae. Gene Ontology annotation, cellular component: cytoplasm; nucleus.